Amorphotheca resinae ATCC 22711 is the source of this 882-nucleotide messenger RNA. RefSeq lists its product as hypothetical. The record is from RefSeq and is a predicted model, not a curated record. Bases 1 to 882 code for a protein of 293 amino acids. The transcript has 3 exons. NCBI's taxonomy places the organism in Eukaryota, Fungi, Ascomycota, Leotiomycetes, Helotiales, Amorphothecaceae.
AUGGACAACCUAGAACCACUACAUGUUAAGUACUUCCAUCAGCUUCUGCAAAACAUCCUGUCCACGGAUCUUGCAGAGCGUACAUUCGCACAGAUUAUCGACGGGCUGCCGACACGAGACGAUGUCGGAUAUUUCCCAACAUAUAGCCAUGAAAUCAAGAACAAUUCACGUUCCUCUUCAGAGGCUAUGAAAGCAGCAAAGGUAUUCCGAGAAAACAUCAACGUCGAUACCGUUGAAGUGGACGGGAAGGUAAUCCGGGCAUAUCAGAACACUGUAUUCGAAUCUCGAGAAUUUUACAUGCGAUUGCUAGAGUUGUUGGCCAUUGCUUGCCACGACAUAGCAGCCCUUCUCUACUUCAACACCGAACCAGGUCUCCGGCGAAAAGAUCAAGAUGCCGAGACACGCCGCGCUGCACUUCAAGGUCGACCUACAGAUUUUAUGCACGAGGACUACUUUGCGUGGGAGCAAUAUCCUAAUGGUAUCGCUGACGUUGUGGGAUAUUGGGCGGAAUAUCAUCUCUUUGGUGGCGUGGUACUCUUCGACAGGGGAGAAUCCGGCGUUGAUUGCAAGAGUGCUUUUCUUCAUCCGGUUGGAGGCUUCAGAAUCUUCCAGCUCUCAGACACACAGAUAUACCAGUUUUCCGAAUACACAAAACAGCUUGUUGAGGCGGCAGAUGGUGUGCAGCCACCAUUUCCAUUUCGUGCAGAGAAAUAUGCCUAUCGCGUCGAUCCUUUUGAUGCUAUGGCUCUCAACAUCUACCGCAACAGAUAUGAGCGGAAGAUACCCAGGAAUAGACCUGCUCGAUGCGUCCAGCGCCUCGCUGACUUUCCCGAACUGGCAGAUGCAGUCGCGCAGGUGACUAGUAGGGGGCAUGGCCAGUAA